Molecule: messenger RNA, 10261 nt
Organism: Xiphophorus maculatus (southern platyfish)
Lineage: Eukaryota; Metazoa; Chordata; Actinopteri; Cyprinodontiformes; Poeciliidae
Gene: xkr6b
Product: XK related 6
Exons: 3
Coding region: 1948-3684 (578 amino acids)
Biological process (GO): engulfment of apoptotic cell; phosphatidylserine exposure on apoptotic cell surface; apoptotic process involved in development
Cellular component (GO): plasma membrane
Source: RefSeq, a predicted model, not a curated record
ACUGAUCUAGAUAGAUUGUGAGCUUCUAGUUUAUUGUCAAUUCCAUAAUGCAUUAUCAACCAAGCUAUCUAUAGUCAAAACUCUACUGAUUAAAACAAAACUCGAGUACAAUUUAACGAGACGUAUUUCUAACGAGGAUAUACAGAAAACACGGAGAGCUGUCAGGGUUCAGCACUGGACAGCUCCCAUCACAUUCAAACAGGCAGAACAGAGCCUGCUGAGCAGAGCACAGCGGAGCUGCAGCGAGGCUGAAACGGGAGUGAACCAAUCAGUCUCAUGCUUUAUAUGACCCUUCAUGGCAGCUCUGUGGGCACAGUCUAAUCACAGGCUUACAACCUCUUCGCUCAUUUCUGCACUACUCAGCAAAAGCUGGAGAUAAAAAGGAAAAAAAAUCUCAACAAAUCAGAAUAUAUAGUCUCUGAUUAGAUAAAAUAUAAAUUUAGCGUUAGACUGAGAAACAAAGCAACACAUAAAAAACGCAAGUUUCCAAACAAGCCUUAUGUUCAGUCUCUGCUGCUUUGAUAACCCCUAUAUAAAAUCUAGUGCAACAACAGACUUCAGUAGUCAUUUUUAUUAAUAAUUACUUUAUUAAUAAACGCUGUAUAUUAAUAAAUAGAGUUUACUAGAGUGUGUUUAAUUCUCAGUGUAAAUACAAUGUUUUUUUUAAGGCCGUAGAGGUUUUUCAGUGAACCUAAAUCAACAAGCAGCAUCAGAAUAACCAAGUAUUCAACAUGUCAUGGAUGCAUUUGUUGAGACAUUUAACUCCCCAACCUUUGAACUGCUCGUGGAGAGCUGUUCAGUCCAUCAUUCAAAAAUCAGACACAGUAUGCCACAACCUAAACUCCACCAACACCAUGGCGUGCAAGUAGCGAGCAUUAAUCAGAGAAUCAACCAAAAGUCUCAUGAUAACGCUGGAGGAUCGGCGGAAGAAUGAUUUGACAACAGUAACACUAAUACACAAGUAUGAGGAAACAUGGUGGGGGCAGCUGUAUUGUGAGGGGAUUCUUACUGUGAGCAAUGACAGGCGAGCAGAGUGGAUGAUAAGUGGAAAGGGGCAAACGCACAAAAAUCCUAGAGGAAAACCUGAUGUAGAUCACAAAAGAAAUUCGGAUGAAGCUUCGCGUUGCACUCAUACAACCAAACUAAACAUGUUGCAUAUACUGCCAGAGGUACGCACUAGUCUGGCAUGUCAAACUAUUAUGAUUUUGUUUUGACACUCGGUUCUCACUCGCUUUUAGUUGCGCUUGAGACGUUUCUUCAAUGAAAAGGACGUAGACUCGUAGGAAAACAGUUUGGAGAAUGCAUUCCUGUCAAGCGCCAAGAUUCCCCACAAAAGAAUCAUUCCGAACUGUCACCGUGAUGAUUCUGCGUCACGCAGUCCUCCGACAAAAGCUGUUUGGGAGCCUCAAAGGAGACGCUAGAUGGCAACCAAGCUGGGUGGUAGGUGCUGAGUGUCUGAGUGUGUGAGAUUGUGUGUAAGAGAAUAGGGACGAGGUGGGGAGCAUAAAUUACGUCGGCGUGGGACAGUGGAGGGACUGACGGUCUGCUCAUGGCAGCUUGCAGCUGGAGGCGAGCAGCAGAGAAGGAAAGCAACAUAACCGAGCGGAAUGGAAGAAAACUGAGCAGAGACGGUGUUGGACCACAGCUGGAUGCGAGGGGUUCCAAAUGAAAGUGUUUACACAGACAGAUUAACGUGACCAGGUGGGGGAUAGGUCUGCAGUGGAGAGGAAAAAGGGGGCGUGGGGGUGGGGGGAGAGAGAGAAAAAAGAUGCGCUGCGUCUCCCGUGACGCUGGCGCGCAGUUUGGGAACGGAGUCCGCGGCGGCGACGCGCUGACACCCCGCUUUUAGAUGGAGCCAACAUUUGGGGUGCAGCAAAACAGGUGUCAGGGAAGUGUCGUCACGAACCCCGGAAGCCGGAGGAGGAGGUGGGAACAUCAGAGAGAAAGAUGGCAGCGAAAUCCGAUGGUCGCGGGGUCGUCACCGGUUUCGCCCAGCUGCACAACCUGGACGAAGUGGUGGGGACGGGAGAGGACGACGCGCGGGACGGCAGCUCCUUCCACAUCUGCCACUGCUGCAACACCUCGUCGUGCUACUGGGGCUGCCGGAGCGCCUGCCUGCAUUACCUCAGGAGGAAGGGGAGAGGGAAGGGAAGGGAUGCGGGGCGACCACCGCAGGAGGAGCGCCUCUGGCUGGACUGCCUGUGGAUCGUCCUGGCGCUGCUGGUGUUCUUCUGGGACGUGGGCACCGAUCUGUGUCUGGCCGCCGACUACUACCACAAACGGAACUUCUUGUGGUCCAGCCUGACUCUGUUCUUCGUGCUGGUGCCCUCGGUCCUGGUCCAGAUCCUGAGCUUCAGGUGGUUUGUGCAGGAUUACACCGGCGGCGGACUGGGCUCCGUGGAGGGACUCAGCAGUCGGAGGGCUACGGCUAGUUUCCAGAGGGACAGGUGCUGUCGCCUGUCUGUCUGGGUCUGGCAGACCGUCAUUCACAUCUUUCAGAUGGGACAAGUGUGGAGGUACAUUCGCACUAUGUAUCUUGGGAUACAAAGUCACCGGCAGAAGGAGAACCAGAGGCGCUUUUAUUGGGCUAUGAUGUACGAGUAUGCUGAUGUCAACAUGCUGCGACUGCUGGAGACCUUCUUAGAGAGCGCCCCUCAGUUGGUGCUGCAGCUCUGCAUCAUGAUCCAGAGCAACAAGGCUGAGUGGCUGCAGUGUCUUUCUGCCAUGUCCUCCCUAACGUCCUUGGCCUGGGUGCUAGCCUCUUACCACAAGCUCCUCCGCGAUUCGCGUGAUGACAAGAAAAGCAUGAGUUACCGAGGUGCCCUGGUGCAUCUGUUCUGGCGCCUUUUCACCAUCUCUUCACGGGUGCUCUCCUUUGCCCUUUUUGCCUCAGUUUUCCACAUCUACUUUGGCAUUUUUGUGGUGCUCCAUUGGUGCGCCAUGGCUUUUUGGGUCAUCCAUGGCGGCACUGACUUUUGCAUGUCCAAAUGGGAAGAAGUACUGUUUAACAUGGUGGUGGGCGUGGUCUAUGUCUUCUGUUGGUUCAAUGUACGUGAGGGCCGGACGCGGUACAGAAUGGUGGUCUACUACACCGUUGUGUUGCUGGAGAAUGCCAUCCUGACCUCACUUUGGUAUGCAUACCGCGACCCAGCCACCACUGACGCCUAUGCCUCUUUUGCCAUCUGUGGCGUCUUCCUGUGCUUUGCCUCAGGUGUGGCCUGCAUGAUUCUCUAUUAUGGGGUCCUACACCCCAUGGGCCCCCGAAUGAGGAUGUUGGCUUCCUCCUGCUGUGCUGAGCUGUUAUGGGGCCUCCCGUUACCACCUGAAGCUGAGCCAAUGGCUCCCACACCUGGGCCUCGAGGCUCCCAGGCUACCCCUACACGAGGCGUGGCAGGAGAACAAAUGGGGUUAGACGUAACAGCUACAGACACAUGCCUUCCGGUUUUCCAAGUGAGGUCUACAGAACCUGUAGACUCAGCAGGCAGGCCCAUCCCGCCUGAGGGCCCGCUUAUUAAAAUAGACAUGCCCAGAAAACGCUAUCCAGCCUGGGACGCACACUUUGUUGAUAGGCGACUGCGCAGGACCAUAAACGUGCUGCAGUUUAUUAGCCCCAAUGCGGUGGGCAUCAGGUAUAGGGACGGUCCACUUCUCUAUGAACUUCUACAGUAUGAAUCCUCCCUCUGAAGGCCCUGUUCAUGAUUCUAUCCUCACCUUUUACACAGGAUGAUGCACACGCAUUUUGUUUCUCCUCAGAUGUUGCAUCUUUCCAUGUGUUCUCGGGCUCUCUUCAUCACUCCUCGAUAAUCUGAAAGUUUUCCAGUUUUCCAGGACAUAUUUUUUGUCAACCAAAAACCUGACAGACAAACGUUGAAGAAUUAUUUUUGGAGAAAAAAAAACACGCAUAGUACAGAGAGAAAAAGUUACAGUAUACUAUUUGAUAAAUAUAAUACAUAUAUAGAUAUAUAUGUCUCAGAUAAAUCUCUCUAUACUGAUAUAGGAGGCUUCUAAAUGAGUGUGUAGAUAACAUAUGAAUGUUUCAUUAUGAAAUGUGUUUAUGUGUUAUACUGUGUUGGUGACUCAACCUGUGGAUAUUUGUGAAGGGCAUAUUGUGUGUCUCUCUGACAUGGGACUGGUGCAAAACCUUAUGGGAAUGAUGGAGGAGAGUCUCAGAGGGGCCAGAUCUUUGCAUACCCCUAAAUUUACUGCCAUUUUCUUUGUAACUCACUGAAAUAUAUGAAACACAUAAUGUUUACUAAGUCCUUAGCCUAUUAAUAAAAUAUGCUUAAAAACAACAUGGGUGAUACUUCAAGAGGUAAUUCUGAGAUCUUCUUUGUUAUAUGUUUUAUUUUUUCCUUUUUGUUCACGUGAACUGUAUUUUUUAUUUUUUUUAUUUAGAUUCAAAAUGCGUUUAAAUUCAUAAGCACACUGACCUUCAAUUUGUUUUGCAAGCAAAAUUUUUCUACAAUGUAGACUGCCCUCUAGUGGGAAGGGAGCAGUAACAAAUUGCCUUGUGUUACUCAAAGCAUCAGCACAAAAUCUUGAAUAAACCAUUUAGAAAUAAAAAGUUGUAGAAAAGAAGCACAUUUUCCAAUUUAAUUACCACACAACGCAUUAUAAGCAUUCCAAAGACUUUUUAGAUAGCCUCUAGGUAGUUAAUUAAGAGUGAAAAGGCAUAAAUGCAUUUUAAUAUGCAAAUGUUUGCGUGCCGUACAAAGACAUCCUUCAGAGAAUCCUCCACCAUUCCCGUUUGAAUACUGGAAAGUAUAACCUCCCUAUUUUGUUAUAAAAUGUUCUUUAUUUAGUUCUAGUAAUCAAGUGACAGGUGCAAAGACUUCUUUAAAAAACACACAUCCGAGAUAUUUAUGUGCCAUCAAACUUUAUUGUCGUCAUUUAUGGUAACUGAGAACAUUUUAUAUUUUCCAGAACCUUCUGUUUUGACAUAGCUCAAUUCUAUCGCGUUAAACGGUACACUCCUCACCAACUGUGUGCCCUUAAAAGAGGUAAUAACCGUAUGUACCCUGUGUGACUGCUCUGGUACUAGCUGACAUGUUGAAACAAAGCCAAACCAAAUCUUAAAGUACUGUCUUUGUAAUUUAACUGCCCCUCGUUCCUAACCCCAACCCCCAGAUGGAUGGGUCUGUGCGAAACUGUGCCAUCUUACUGGCAUGCUGUGCAGCAAUUAUAACGUUAAGAAACGUUAUAAUUUUCGUUCUUAAUUACAAUUAAGAAUCACUAUUGAUACCCCCAGGGACAACCACAACCCUCCCUCUAUCUCAAAAAAAGAAAAGAAAUAUAUGAAAAAGUAUGUAUAUAUGUCUACAUAAUACCAUGCCUUCUAAGUUAAAGGAGCUUGACUAAAAUUUCCACAGAGGGCUACUGAAAAAUUCAUAAUAAUGAAUUCAUUUCAUAAUUCACUUCAUUUAUAAACUCAAUGAAUCAUUUGAAUUUAUGAUGUGUUUUUUUGUUUUCUUUUACAUUGUAGUGUUUGGCAUGAUUUUACCACAGUAUUGAUGAAACCCAGCAGGGGUUUCCCAAGAGCCCUUUACAACACAGAGAUCCCUGUUUCCUGACUUACCGGCGUUCGGCAUAGCUGUGGCCUUGUGUGCCUGCUAACAUUGUACUGUAAAAAGCAGAUGCCCUGUAAGUCCCGGAUAAAGGUCAAAGAGGGUUUUUUUUUGCCAGGGAUGGAAAAGAACAUGAGGGCAGAAUGCUGUAAGGGGACUGAUUAGAUAUCAUAUGUUUGUGGGCGUUCACUUGUCCGUCCAUAGACUUUUCCCACGGUUCUGUCCUAUUGCCGAAUGUUUGACUCCAUCCUUGGUUGCUGCUCCACCCUCUUCCCUGACUGUUCAGGGCCUUGGCACACUCCUGCAAAACACUCUCUGGUCAAUGAACAACAGGGCUGAGGCUUAACAAACAGAGAUCCUGACAUGAGAACUUGCAAUGAGGUACACUGCCAUGACUAAAAGCUCCAAUGUGCGGCUGGGGUCUUCCACCCUUUAGCCCUGCAUUAUUGAGGACUGUUGGGUGUACAAGGGUGAAGCAAACAGCCAGCACACCAGAUUGAUGCACAUCUGUAUGCAAACAAUUAAGUUCUUCAUUUUUUCAUUAUAUCAACUAGAGUAGUUUCUCUGCUUAGUGGAGGAACAGCCAUGUUAAUAGGUAGAUGAGUGAUUAAUAAAAAUAAAAAAAAAGAAAAAUAGCCAAUAGAGGUGUUCCUCAGGACCAACAACCAAGACAAUUGACCAAGCUGACUCAGGGGUGUCUCAAUGCAGUUCUCAUCCCCAGGCAUAUCCUUUACGGUCUGCAUUGUUUAUUUUCUUUGCAUAUUUCAUCCUCCUCUGCUGGGAAUAUACCUCUCAGUUCCAGUUUGCACUUUUUCUUUCAAAAAGAACUGUUGUUUUAAAUUAGAGGAAGGCCCUAUUUUGUGGUAGUUGGCUGCCUGGCGGGCAGUGCAUCCUUUCUAAACACUGCUGACCUUUUCCAGAGGUGGACUCAUGUCCAAAUCAGGUGCAAAUACACUGUGACUCAUUUUCCCCCCUAUCUGUCUGUGUCUAGGUGGGAUAAGGCGAUAAAGGAUGGCGAUGGGCUGUACAACAGUAUUAACAUAGCUCCACAUACAAGAUUAUGUUAGACUGGGCUGGAUUUCAUUUUCUGGUGCUUGUUGUAUAAUGCAGAUUAUCUAUGCUUGUGUAACUGUGUCAUUAAAAUAAAAUUAACAGCAAAAUAAAUCAUUUUAAAGACUAUAAUGCAAAUGUACAACUCUAAAUUUUUAUGAAACACAGAGUAUAUUUUACGUAUUUCUACCAAACAACCGCCGUUCUGCCACAUUCUGUAACCAAUGAUUAGCCAGAUAAUAUGUGGGUUUUAUUUGUUCUUUAUAUUUUUCCAAUUAUCUUUAAAAUAUACACAGGUCUCAAGAGCUAAGGUAGACACAGGGAAGUUAAGGAUGUUUAUUCACAGUAAAGAAAAAAAUAAACAGGAUUCAGGAUGAUACAUAUUAUACCAUAGCUGACUUUAUGAAAAAAUCCUCUUCAGAGAUCUCAGUCAGGAUUUUUCUUUUUCAAUGCCAGAACUCCUGAUGGCCGCAACACACAGCAAGAACAUAUGAACAAGUUUGUUCGUCUCAGUCCUUGUUGUGCCUUGUUACCUUGGGUGCUUCAACCCAGCCAUGGCAGCCAGGCACGCAAACAGUGAUGCCAGCGUCUUUCUUCUGUUUUUCCAAUAUGCUAGACUCACCUAGACGAUUAACAAGAACAAACGGGCUGACUUUUACAGUGUUGUGCAAAUGUAUCCAUACCUCUUCUAGUAUUUCACAUUUUCCCAAGUCCAACUAUAUACUCAGUUGUAUUUCUUUUUUGUUUUUUUUAUCUGAUAGACCGACAGAAAGUAUUGUGUAAUUGUAAAAUGGAAGGAAAACAUGGCAUUUCAAAUGAUUUACAAAUACAAUUUUAAAAAGUUCUUCAGAUAUUUAGAUUCAGUCUGUUUUAGACUAUUUGUUUCUCUGCAAGCCUUUUUGGCAACUUUAACAAUAGACUGAUAUGUCUGUUCAUUCUCCCAUGUGAAAAAGUUCAAACUUAGUUAGACCGGCUGACGCGCAUCUGGGAGCUUCCACUUUCAGGCUUUGCCACAGAUUUUCAGUUUUAUUUUGGUUUACACUGUAAUUAUUCCAACCUAACUCAAUCCUUCUUUGAUCAAGACUAUUUAGCACUGACUGUACUUUGUCCUCAAGAUCUAUCAUCCUGCAGGUCCUACACUUCUCCCUUCUCCAACUCACCUGAAUCAAAUGGCUCAUCACCAUCUUCUAGCUCUGCCGAGUUCUGGUAAAAAGCCGUUCAUUUAAUUCACGUGUGUAGAAGCAGGGAUGCAUCUAAAUGUUGCAGGAUAGAAGAUUUUGAGGACUGGAGUAAGAAACCCCAGCAAGCUCUAACAGAUUCACUUUCACAGUUGCCCUGUAUUGAGCUUCAGCCACAGAAAACAUCCGCACAGUGUGAUGAUGCCACCACCAUGUCAAAUUUGGUCUCUUUUAACCAGAGCACUUUGUUAAUUCCCCCAACUGAGGAAAACUGCAAUGAUUUGUGAAGUGGAUGACUAACAGAAUCUAUCUUGUUGACAGAUUCUCACAUCUAAGCUGUUGAUCUGUGCAGCUCCUCUAGCGGUCGUGGGCUUUUUGGCUGCACUCUGACUAAUGCUCUGUUUACCUAUCAAGUUCAGGUGUGCCUCCAUGGCGCCUUUUGUUCAUUGGCUUUUCUUUGUGGGGUUUUUUUUUCAAUAAAUCUCUUAAACCUUCACAGAAGACUUGGAUUUAUACUGAGAUUAAAUUAUAUUAAGUUGAAUUACUUACUUUAUUCAUCAAUCAUUUGGAAAACAAUAGAUUAUUUUCCUUGAAUUUCACAUGAACAACUUUGAAUUGCUUUGUCUCAUAAAAUCCCCAUUAAAUACUCCUAUGUUUCCAGUUGGGACAAAAGUCAUAAAUUAAAAGUGGAAUGAAUACCUUUGCAAGACACUGUAUUGUGACCAUUUCGCACAUAGCAACUGUGAGCUUAUACUUGCCUCUGAAGCAUAACGUUUGGACUGUUUGUGAUGGAGAUUUACAACACAAACCAGCCACGAUGUUGAAAACAAUAUGGUCAACGAUUGUUAAGUACUUUUGUUGAUGCCUUUACAUCUUCUUAUUUCUUGCAGUUAUGAAUACUUUGUUGUGCCAAGAAGAGAACUUCAAGCAUUUUUGGUGUUUCGUGAAAGCAUCCUCCAGCCAAAACAACAAGGCCUGUGGUACAUAUAGGAGGAGGUUGAUGACAAAAUGUGUAAAAAAAAAAAUGUGUUGUGUUGGAUUUUUUUAUGAUAAAACAGGUAGAUUACUAUAUUGUUUUAAAAUACCCAUAUUUUCUUCCACUUCCUAGCAUGAAUUUUAGGUCUCAUUGUCAGGUGAACCUCAGCAUUUAGCAUGUCAGUGCUCAAAAGUCAGUUUGAUUUCUCAUUAAUGUGUAGCAGCAGACCAUUGUAGUGUCACUAGUUGUGACUGGUUUAAGUCACAACUAUCGUUUUUAACAAAAGGGAAGGAUGUUGGGAUAGUAAAUCAGUGCGAUUAUGUUUUUGUUUGUUUGUUUUGUUCCUUCUGUACCUUUUGUCAAUAACCUGGUGCUGAAAAAAAAACACACAUUUAAAAGGUGCUACCAAGGUGGACUUCAGGGUCCACUUUUUGGCUUUCUGAGAGCAUACACUUGCAGUGAAACCGAGAAAGCCUGCACCCUCACAAAAUUGCAGUCUUUGAAUGCUCUGCAGCCAGCACCUCAACUCCACACAGUUUACAGCAGAACUCAAUUCUCAAUGGUGCCAUUUUAAUUUCUCAACCUUCACAAAAAAAAAAAGACUACAGUUCUUACUGCUUGAAUAAUGUUUAUUCUACUGAGUUCAGCAUACAGUGGGGAUUUAUUUUGCAAUAAAUCUGUCUGCACUAGGAUUUAAAUUCUUUUGCUCUGAGAGAAUGAAACAGAUGACAAAGUGUAUCCUUUCAGCAAAAGCAAAGGAGCACAAGUGUACAUCUGCCAUUGGACUUUGGGUUAAAAUAUAUAUAUAUAUAUAGAACGUGAUUGCUGUGUUGUAAAUUCUUGUCACCUAUAUGUCCUUUAUCUGUAUGUAUCUAUUUUUGUUUUUAUUCUUUUGCUAAUUGUAGAAUCAGCUGUAAUAUUUUCUUCAAAAAUGAAUUUGAUAUUCCGACAGAGCAACUAUGUCUUAAUAUUGCUGCUGAUUUUUUGGAAUUGUCCUGAAAAGUGUUGGGAAUUUGGCUGUGUUUAUAUUUAACCAACCUAUUGAUUGUGUUAGCUUGUUGGUGUGUUCCAUGAAUACUCCUGAGGGGUAUAUGAUUUUUCUGGGGUAUUCCAAAACUUUGUCAUUAAAUCUGCUACAUAAUGUAGCGUCUUACGAUUGUGGAAACAUUGCAGCCUAUGUUGUGAGAGAAAAACAUAUACAAAGGAAUUUCUUUGUUGUUGUUAAAUAUAAAAUGUAAGUAAAUUGUUUUAAUGAAUCCCCAUUUCUUUGAAAAGAAAAAAAAAAGCAAAACUGAUGUCCAGUGUUGUACUUACACCCUAUUUUUGGGAACAAUAUGAAUAUUAUUAAUAACAUAUGGUGCUAAAGUUAUUUUGUAUGUUUUGGUUUUUAGAUGAAAAGAGAAAUAUUAUGCUGAAAAUGUAAUGUUAAGCCUUACUGUAGAUUCAUAUAUCAGACUGUUCAUCCCAGAAGAGAAAAAUAAAUAUAGUAUUUG